Molecule: messenger RNA, 3291 nt
Organism: Microplitis demolitor
Lineage: Eukaryota; Metazoa; Arthropoda; Insecta; Hymenoptera; Braconidae
Product: SAFB-like transcription modulator
Exons: 14
Coding region: 261-2999 (912 amino acids)
Biological process (GO): regulation of transcription by RNA polymerase II; regulation of mRNA processing
Cellular component (GO): nucleus
Molecular function (GO): RNA binding; sequence-specific DNA binding
Source: RefSeq, a predicted model, not a curated record
AAGCUUGUUACCUUGCCCCGUGUAUCGUCGUGUCCCGUACCCACGAAUGUGCCCAUAUUUUACGGAAAUUUAAUGUGAAUUUAACUGCAAUAACAGUUUUAUAUUAUUAAUUUUUGUUGUUAUCAAAUAAUUAUCGGUUUAAAUAAUUUAGUGAUCGAGUUUGAUAGUGAAAAUAAUUAUUUUAAUUUACAUUUGUAUUGUAAAUUGUUUUAUCAAUAAAGACUUUACUAAGAAACGUAUUACUAUCGACUGUAGUGAUAAUGGCCGAUGCUGAUGGAAAAAAAUUGACCGAAUUGAGGGUCAUAGAUCUUAAAACAGAAUUGGAACGACGUGGUCUUGAUAAAACUGGCAAUAAAGCUGCACUUUUAGAUCGCUUAUCAAAAGCAAUACUUGAUGAAGGUGAAGACCCAGACGAGUUUCUUAUUAUUCCUUCUGGCGGAUCAAAUAAAAUUAGUCCAAGAAAAAAUAGUGAAGUUACAGGUAAUGUGGCUCAAGAAGAACCCCAAGAAAAUCAUAAAGAAGAAAUAUCUGUUAAUAAAGAUAUGGAUAUUAAAUUAAAAGAAGAACCACAAUCGGAAAAUGAAGAAGAAAGUAAAUCUAUGAGUGAUGAAAUUGAGAGUAAUGAUAAAAUAUCUAUAAAAAUGGAAAAUAUCGAAGAAGAAGAGCAAACGGAAGAGAUGGAAAGUGAACCAAUUAAUGAUGAAGAAAGUACUACAGAUAUGGAAAAGAACAAAAAUAUUCCUGAACCAACUCCAGCUCAAGUUUCACCUACACCAACACCGACUCCUGCAUCUGCACCUGAACCUGAACCUGUACCUGUUCAUGAAGAAAAUUCAGCAGCUGCAGUUGAAGCUAACGGUAUCGAUACUGAAGAUUCGAUUAAUUUGACCAUCGGCGAAGAUGAAGAAAAUCUCCUUGCCGAGGAGGUAUAUUCUACGGAGACUCACGUUAAGCAGAAAGAUGGUGGAGCGAAGAAGAGAAUUGAAGAAAACAACAAAAAAGGAGAAUCCAAAGGGAGCAGCAGAGCGGAAGGUGGCACCGGGAACAAGGAUGGCAUCUCAUCAUCAAGCGCUAAUUCAGGGAUCAAGAACAAGCAGGAUGGUGGUGGUGAUGGAGGCAAGAGUGGUGAAUCUAGUAACAAAGGACAAAAAAGAGAUGACAAGGACAAGAAAAUAACACAAGGAAAUACAGCUAACGCAAGUAGCCGUAAUCUCUGGGUCUCAGGAUUAUCAUCGACAACACGUGCUACGGAUCUUAAACAGAUAUUUUCCAAAUAUGGAAAGGUAAUUGGUGCGAAAGUUGUUACAAACGCAAGAACACCUGGUACAAGAUGUUAUGGUUAUGUAACCAUGUCAACAAGUGAAGAUGCGGCUAAAUGCAUUCAACAUCUUCAUCGUACUGAACUACAUGGUCGUGUUAUAUCUGUAGAAAAGGCUAAAGGUGAUACGCAACAGAGUCAUAUGCGUAAACGAGAAUCCAAUAAUGGCAAGAUUGAUAAAAAAGAUGAUAAAGAUAAUAAGGGUAAGGAUGUUAGCAAUGAACCUUCAGCAGAGAAGAAAGAAAAGGAUAACAAAAAAGAAGAUGAUAAAAGUAGUGAUGCAAAAAAAUCAGACGAUAAAGUACCAAGUGUAGAUGAUAAAAAAUCUGAAUCAUCUGAGAAAAAAGAAGACAAAGAUGCUGAUGCACGUUCAACUAAAUCUACUAGCAAGAAACCAGAAAGCGAACGAGGAAAACGUGAUGAUAAACGUAGUGGACGUCCUUAUGACCAUCAUCGCUCGCAUUCACGAUCUCGUAGUCGAGAACGUAGAAGACGCGAUGAAGUAUUGACAUUCGCGAAAAUAAGGGAGGAACGAGAGCGACAAAGAUUACGCGAACGAGAGCGUCUUGUUAGAGAGGAAGAACGUAGACGUAGAGAGGAAAUGGAACGUCAACGUGAAAUCGAACGUCGUCAAAGAGAAGAAGCUGCACGAUUGGAACGUGAGCGUGAAAAGCUUCGACGUGAACGUGAGAGAAUUGAACAAGAAAAGGCUGAACUAUUACGUCUUGAACGUGAGCGACAAAAGCUCGAGAGGGAAAAACUUGAACGUGAACGUUUGGAAUUAAAGAGACAACAGAUGCGUCUAGAAGAAAGUAGACGUGUACCACCACCACCGUCUAUUAAACGUAGUUCUACCGAUCGUCGGGAUAUCCGUGACAUGUACGUCGAACCUGAGAGAAAACGUAUUGCUACUGAACAUUCUCGUAGACAUAGUCCUGAUAGAGUCCCAGAUAGAAGAGCGGAAAUAUUGGAUCGUGUUUCUGAAAGACGAAUAGACACAUCACCUCCUAGUAGAUAUGAAUCAAGCAGAGCAACUCAGGAUAUGGCUAUGAAGAAAGAUUUUAAACGUUCCAGUGAAUUUACUUCACGCAGCAGCCGCCCGGAAACAUUCACUGAUGUAACCAGAGGUAGAGAGGUCAUUGUCCGUCGUGAAUCAUUACCUACCCAGUCAUCUGCCAUUGAUCCGAGACAAGUUAAAGAGAGCAGUAGGUAUGAGCGGCCAGCCUCUUACGGACGUAGUGAACGUGAUGUUCGACGUUCGGAUCCUGAACCACAUCGAAGCUCUCGUGACACACAUGCUGGACGAUACAGUGACAGUACCAAGCCUCCUGGAUCUAGUGCACCUGGACGUGAAAGCCGUUAUGCUGAAAGCGGACGCACACCCAGCGGAUGGCAUUCAGGACCACCUACAACUAAAUCAUUUAAUUCAUUACCAAGUAGUGGCCAAAGAGGCGGAGAUCCUCGUGAUCAAUCAGCGAGUUGGAGCAACCGCACAUCCGAUAAUGUAAGCAGAUGGAGUAAUUCAAGUAGUAUGGCAAAUGCUCUCCGACAUCCUGGACCACCGAUGGGUUAUCAAUCAAGUCAGCUUCAAUCACUUGGAUUGUCAGCACCAGGCACUACACCUUCGUAUGAGCGAUUUGAUCCUUACAAAUCAACUCUUGCUAAUUUGAGAAAAUAUUAAUCAUAAGAUAAUUCAUAAAUUAAAAUGGUAUGAAAACAAACAUUAAAUUUUAGCUAAAAAUAUUGAUAAAAAUAAAAUAAAAAAAAAACAUUUAUUUAGAAAGUUGUUAUAAUUACUUCAUGAUUUAAUUAUUAACAAUAUUGAUCAUAUUAAUAAUAACAACCAAGUCUUGACGAAAUUUACGUAUAGCAAAUAGUCGCUACGUAAAUAUGUACAGUCCUGGUGUAUUUCUAACUGUAAAAAGUAAUUUAUGUAUAUUUGUUAAUAAUAGAGGUCAUAAGCACUUGAUGAA